UCACACUAACUCGUUUUCCCAUCCUUUAGUGUCCCUCUUUUUCAGUUUCAUACACUUUUUCCUCACCUUUCUUCUCCAACAUCCUAUCCAAUAUAUACACACACAAACAAAUACAUGAGAACCUCGUUCCCACGCCUUCAAUAGAUAUAGAUCAUCAUUCAUCACCAACAUGGCUCUUCUAGGCUUAGCGUGUUUUUCUGCUUUGACCCUUUUCUUGGUCCUGCCUCAUGAAGCACACGCUUCAAACCGUGGCUCCUUUAGGCAGAACAUCGUCAUCCCUCCAUCGUUUGGCAUAUGUGCCUCUUCUGUCAUCGUGCAUGGAUACAAGUGCCAAGAACAUGAGGUUACAACCAAUGAUGGGUACAUUCUGAGCCUGCAAAGGAUCCCAGAAGGUCGAGGUGGUGGUGGUGGUGCCAGUGGCACUAGGAAGCAACCAGUGAUCAUACAGCAUGGUGUUCUUGUGGAUGGUAUGACAUGGCUUCUGAACCCUCCAGAGCAAGACCUGCCUUUGAUUUUAGCUGAUAAUGGGUUUGAUGUUUGGAUUGCUAACACAAGAGGAACAAGAUAUAGCCGACGCCACAUCUCAUUGGACCCCUCUAGCCCGGCCUUUUGGAAUUGGUCCUGGGAUGAACUUGUUUCCUAUGAUCUCCCUGCUGUGUUUGAUUAUGUCUUCAGCCAAACGGGGCAUAAGAUCAAUUACGUUGGCCAUUCCCUGGGAACUUUGAUAGCUUUGGCUUCCUUCUCAGAAGGGAAAUUGGUUAACCAGCUGAAAUCAGCAGCCCUGUUGAGCCCUAUAGCCUAUUUAAGCCACAUGCACACCGCACUUGGUGUUAUUGCAGCUAGGUCCUUUAUUGGUGAGAUCACUACCCUCUUUGGUUUGGCUGAAUUUAAUCCAAAAGGGUUACCUGUUGAAGCCUUUCUCAAGUCUCUCUGCAAUCACCCUGGGAUAGACUGCUAUAACUUGUUGACGGCAUUAACUGGUAAAAAUUGCUGUCUUAAUUCUUCAACUGUUGAUCUAUUCUUGAUGAAUGAGCCUCAGUCAACAUCAACAAAGAACAUGGUGCACUUGGCUCAGACUGUGAGACAUGGGGUGUUGGCAAAAUUUAAUUAUGUGAGACCAGACUAUAACAUCAUGCAUUAUGGAGAAAUAUUCCCUCCAAUCUACAACCUUUCCAAUAUCCCUCAUGACCUCCCUCUCUUCAUUAGCUAUGGUGGCAGAGAUGCACUUUCAGAUGUUCGUGAUGUUGAGAAUUUGCUUGAUAUACUCAAGAACCAUGAUGAGGAUAAGCGUAGUGUUCAGUUCAUCCAGGAAUAUGCUCAUGCUGACUACAUUAUGGGGUUCAAUGCCAAGGACUUGGUGUAUAAUGAUGUUGUUUCGUUUUUCAAUCGUCAAGUUAACGCUUGAUGGGAAGUGAACUAAACUACAUCUUACAAAGAAUCAAGUUGUAACAAACGAGUGCCUUCAUGUCACUGAGAUCAAUCUUAGUUAUCUAGUGAUGAUUAACUAUGAUUAACUAAUACUAAUGGCCAAUUACAAAAGUAAUGAAGUUUUACUCGUGAUUUGCUUUGGUGUUGCAAAUGGCUAUAUAUAUGCAUCAAUCAAUAUGUAAAAUCAUAACAAGUGGUUGCUGGGAUUCGUGGGAUUCGUGCAGAAACAGACACGGAGUUUAAAAGAAAAAGUUCGAAAACAUGUCUAUUUUGAUUUAGAAGGUGAAAUGCAUUGGAAUACUGAUAUAUACCAUGCAUCAGAAUUUAGAUAUAGUAAUAUCCAUAUUUUACCAAAAACAAGUCAUUUAUGGACAUUAUCAGGAAAAUCAUAAAGGUCUGGAUCAAUCUCUUUUUCACUCCUUUGUGUUGCAUUGUAAUGCAGAGGCAACUUGUCUCUUUAAUAGCUAUGUUCAAACAUCUGGUACUAAUUAUGGCCAUUGGUCACUUAUAAUUCAAUUCGUUCUGGGCUUAGGUCCCUAUUCUGAA
This is a messenger RNA of Cajanus cajan (pigeon pea), 1974 nucleotides long. Its product is annotated as triacylglycerol lipase 2-like. Gene Ontology annotation, biological process: lipid metabolic process. The record is from RefSeq and is a predicted model, not a curated record. Gene Ontology annotation, molecular function: hydrolase activity, acting on ester bonds. NCBI's taxonomy places the organism in Eukaryota, Viridiplantae, Streptophyta, Magnoliopsida, Fabales, Fabaceae.